This is a messenger RNA of Leopardus geoffroyi (Geoffroy's cat), 4765 nucleotides long. RefSeq names its product cholinergic receptor nicotinic alpha 7 subunit (gene CHRNA7). NCBI's taxonomy places the organism in Eukaryota, Metazoa, Chordata, Mammalia, Carnivora, Felidae. Gene Ontology annotation, cellular component: postsynaptic membrane; neuron projection; synapse. The record is from RefSeq and is a predicted model, not a curated record. Gene Ontology annotation, biological process: chemical synaptic transmission; monoatomic ion transmembrane transport; nervous system process. Gene Ontology annotation, molecular function: acetylcholine-gated monoatomic cation-selective channel activity; transmembrane signaling receptor activity. Bases 108 to 1607 code for a protein of 499 amino acids. The transcript is spliced from 10 exons.
AGGCGCGCGAGCCGAACCCGGAGAGGCGGCUCCGCGGCCGCAGGCGCAGGCCCGGGCCGACUAGCGAGACGCUGGGCGCGCCGGCCGCGGCAGCUCAGAGUCCCAACAUGCGCCGGUCGGUGUGGCUGGCGCUGGCCGCGUCGCUCUUGCAUGUGUCCCUGCAAGGCGAGUUCCAGAGGAAGCUCUACAAGGAGCUGGUCAAGAACUACAACCCCUUGGAGAGGCCCGUGGCCAACGACUCGCAGCCGCUCACCGUCUACUUCUCCCUGAGCCUCCUGCAGAUCAUGGACGUGGAUGAGAAGAACCAAGUUCUAACUACCAACAUUUGGCUGCAAAUGUCUUGGACAGAUCACUAUUUACAAUGGAAUAUGUCAGAAUAUCCGGGCGUGAAGACUGUUCGUUUCCCAGAUGGCCUGAUUUGGAAGCCAGACAUUCUUCUCUAUAACAGUGCUGAUGAGCGAUUUGAUGCCACAUUCCACACCAACGUGUUAGUUAAUUCUUCUGGGCAUUGCCAGUACCUCCCUCCAGGCAUAUUCAAGAGCUCCUGUUACAUUGAUGUGCGCUGGUUCCCCUUUGAUGUGCAGCAGUGCAAACUCAAGUUUGGGUCCUGGUCCUACGGAGGGUGGUCCUUGGAUCUACAGAUGCAAGAGGCAGAUAUCAGCGGCUAUAUCCCAAACGGAGAAUGGGACCUUGUGGGAAUCCCAGGCAAGCGGAGUGAGAAGUUCUAUGAGUGCUGCAAAGAGCCGUACCCAGACGUCACCUUCACAGUGACCAUUCGCCGCAGGACCCUCUACUAUGGCCUCAACCUGCUCAUCCCCUGUGUGCUCAUCUCUGCGCUGGCCCUCCUCGUCUUCUUGCUCCCUGCAGAUUCUGGGGAGAAAAUAUCCCUGGGGAUAACAGUUUUACUCUCUCUUACUGUCUUCAUGUUGCUGGUGGCUGAGAUCAUGCCUGCGACAUCUGACUCAGUGCCCUUGAUAGCCCAGUACUUUGCCAGCACCAUGAUCAUCGUGGGCCUCUCUGUGGUCGUGACAGUGAUUGUGCUGCAGUAUCACCACCACGACCCUGAUGGCGGCAAGAUGCCCAAGUGGACCAGAGUCAUCCUUCUGAACUGGUGCGCAUGGUUCCUGCGCAUGAAGAGGCCCGGGGAGGACAAGGUGCGGCCGGCCUGCCAGCACAAGCCGCGCCGCUGCAGCCUGGCCAGCGUGGAGAUGAGCGCGGUGGCAGGGCCACCGACCACCAACGGCAACCUGCUCUACAUUGGCUUCCGCGGCCUGGACGGUGUGCACUGUGCCCCCACCCCCGACUCGGGCGUCGUGUGUGGCCGCAUGGCCUGCUCCCCCACGCACGACGAGCAGCUCCUACAUGGCGGGCAGCCCCCCGAGGGGGAUCCCGACCUGGCCAAGAUCCUGGAGGAGGUCCGCUACAUUGCCAAUCGUUUCCGCUGCCAGGACGAGAGCGAGGCCAUCUGCAGUGAGUGGAAGUUUGCCGCCUGCGUGGUGGACCGCCUGUGUCUCAUGGCCUUCUCCGUCUUCACCAUCAUCUGCACCAUCGGCAUCCUGAUGUCCGCCCCAAACUUCGUGGAGGCUGUGUCCAAAGACUUUGCUUAAUCUGGUUCUGGUCCCCAGCAUGUAGGAAAACGCACAGACAGGUGAUGUCAUUAGCUUGGGGAUAAUUUGGGGUGCUAAUCCCAUAGCCACACUAAACAUGAGGACACUGAUGUACCCGUAGCUGUCAGUCAUGUCGUUACAGUCUCCUUGUUCCUUUCAGUAAUAGGAUCUCAGCACGUUUUUGUUUCAUCCUCUCAGAGGGGCUCCUUGAUAUCCUUGGAACAUCCUUAGGGUCCCCAGAACCACUGAGAGGUCAUUUUGCCCAUUCCCCAGUGCCUGGUGAGCCCUUUAGAGAGGUCAGAGUGGCUCAGGACUGCCAAGGGAAGCCUGUAAACCUGGUUUGCAUGCCUGCAUGUCACUUGCCAAGAAGGCCUACAUGAAAAUUCAACAUAUGCUUUUGCCUGUUUACAAACCUAGAUUGAAAAAAAUAAUAAUAAUGAUAAGCUGCAGUCACUAGAUCCAUUCAAAUUAUUGGUCAAAGGAAACAAAACUAAAACUAAAAACCUAACUGCUGGUGUUUUCUGCAAUUCAGGUUUUAUUUUUCUCUACCAUAGACAGUUGGUAGAGAGAAACAGUUUUAUGCUGUUCCUACAUUUUAAAACACACACACACACACACACACACACACACACACACACUUGAUCUUAUAAAUUAUGCUUUUACCAGCCUGAGUCCUGCCAGUCUACCCUGUGGAGGGAAUUAGGACAGACACAGAUGUGUGUUGAUUCUGAACUAGGACUAGACCCAGGCAAGUCAGAGGGAUUGCUAUAGCUGCUAGUGACUCACAUUUCCGGUGCUGCCCCCAGACACUGGGGACUUGAGUCUGCUCUAUUCUGAAACACCCAAAGGAUAAAUAGAGUUCUAUUAGAAUUACCAGCCCAGUGUAAUAGCUAGAGGUUAAAUUAAACCAGCUAUGUAUUUCUUUUUUUUUAAAUAAUAUAUUAGAUAUUUCACAUGUACUAGAGUCGAUUAGUGUUAGAAACUUGUGGGUCCAUACAAAUGCACAACAUAAAGUGAAAAUAUGCCAAGCUUUUCUUUAUGUGUCAAGGCCAGGGGCAGGGUCUGGGACAUCUUCUCGUUCCCUGUAUGGCAGGAACUGGGAAGGGAAUGAUGUGGCCACUGGCUUUCCUGGAUGAAAGGCCAAUGGAAGUCAACAGAAGGGGCUGGCAGGCUAAAAAUGGCUAUACAACCAGUAACUCCAGUCUCUGAUUUUUAGGGAUCUGCUUACCCACAGCUCAUCUACCCCAAUGUUAGCCCAGAAAGGUGGCUUGAGCAGGUAGAUUCCCUGGAGAUAAGUGUUUUGAAAGCCAGGGAAACUUUAAUUUUAAACCUACGUGGUGACAUGGUUCACCACUUAACAUAAUCCAGCUGACAAAAGUCACUUUGCCUUUUCCCAUUCUCCUUAUUUUUUAAUGACAGGAGAGGGAAACACAACAGAACCUCUCCUGUUCUAUUGUUUCAUACAGUAACUGCUCAGAGCUCAAAACUACAGAAGGCUUUGAGCUCCUGGGGAUCUUUAGUUUGCUUCUAACCCCUGAGAUGGGUAUAUAUUAUGAGGGAAGAUUAGAUUUUCAGAGGAAAAGAAAUUGCAUACCUUUCUCCAGCCAUUUAUUUCACUCAUUUCUGGGUAAUGAGCAUGGAUUGGUUUGCACUGAGGAAUAUGGAGGCUUGGUGCAUGCUCUGUGGGCACGUAAGCUCUGUGGAGGCUUGUGCAUGUGGGCGCGUGAGCACUGAUUGCAGCUGCAGAGAGGAUACCUUGUUUAUAAGGCGGUUGAUAAAUAAAAGCAUUCCAGCAUCACACCAUUGGGAGUAUGGCUGUUCUCAGAGUUUACCCAUUCUACAUGGGAUAGAUGAACAAUGCACAAUCUUUUCUUUUUGUGUUUAUUUUUUUUCUAUUUUAGAAAUCAGUAGAGGUGUUUUGAUAUCUAAGAGAAUGUUUCAUUUGUUACUGCUAUCUGAAAAUUAAUGUCUACAACAUUUUUCCUUGGAAAAAACCUUUUUUGGUUUUGUAUUUUAUACAGAAAAACAUAAAAAAGCAAAUAAAAGUAUGUUGACCACUAAAAUAAUGCUCUGCCAUUUUAAAAAGUAAUAAGGAAAAGAUGCACAUGUAGUAAAAAAAAAAAAAAAAAAAAAAAAAAAAAAGAGAGAGAGAGAGAGAAAGAAAGAAAGAGCAAGCAAGAAAAAGAAAAGAAAAGCAUGAAUGGCCACAGGGACCACCUAUGAGUGAGCUUCUGAGGACUAGGAGGCAUUUCCAGAAGGGAAGAAAAAGAAAGGGAAGGAGGCCAGGAGAGGGAGAAAUGGGGUGUGGAAAGAGACUCCUUUUUUUUUAACCACUCAUGCUAUGCACACAGCACUCUGCACUUCGCUUUCUGCACUUAGUGUUUUAUCUUUACAUAACAACAUAUAAAGAUCUACCUCAUUCUUCUUAAUAGCUGCUUGGCAUACCAUUGUCUCAGUGGAUAUAAUUUCUUUGGUUAGUCUAUUAGUGAACAUAUAGAAUAUUUCCAGUUUUUACUUUUAUACACAAAUCUGUAAUUAGCAUCCUUGAUUUAUAUUUUAGCAUACUUUUGUGACUAUACCUUGGUGUAAAUUCUAAGUUGGAAAUGGAAUUGCUGGAUUUAAGGACAUGUGCAUUUAACAUUUUGGUAGGUAUUGCCAAAUUACCCCCCAAAGACCGAUCAAUGGAUACACCUACCAAGAGUGUAAUGAAAAGGCCAAUUUCUCAGCUUUCUCAACACUAUUAUCAAACUUAAUAUUUUUUUUCUAAUCUGGUGACAGAUUAUAUUGCAAUGUUAUUCUGAUUAAGUUAAUUUUAUUAUAAAUGGAGUAUCUUUUCAGAUGUUUUUUGUAAAUUUCAGUUUUUGUAAAUUUAUGUCCUUUAUACAAUUUACAGUUGGGUUAUUUGGCUUUUUCUUAAUUUGUGUACUUUGGAACUUUUCUGUCUUAUGUCUUGAAAAUAUUUUUAUUUGUUUAGAAACAUUUUUAUUUGUUUAUUAUUUGUGUUUUGAUGUUAUUUAUUUUGUAGCAUAUAUAAAGUUUUAAGUUUUAUGUUGUCAAUUUAUCCAUAUUUGCCUCGGUAGAUCCUGGGAUCUGUUUCCAGUUUUAAAAGGCCUUCCCCAUUCUGAUUAUAAAUAAAUUUACUCAUAUCUUCUUCUAAA